Molecule: messenger RNA, 2445 nt
Organism: Xiphophorus hellerii (green swordtail)
Lineage: Eukaryota; Metazoa; Chordata; Actinopteri; Cyprinodontiformes; Poeciliidae
Gene: prkar2aa
Product: protein kinase, cAMP-dependent, regulatory, type II, alpha A
Biological process (GO): negative regulation of cAMP-dependent protein kinase activity
Cellular component (GO): cAMP-dependent protein kinase complex; cytosol
Molecular function (GO): cAMP-dependent protein kinase inhibitor activity; protein kinase A catalytic subunit binding; cAMP binding
Source: RefSeq, a predicted model, not a curated record
AUAUCUAGGAGCUACCAACAAGCUAAACACAGCCAUGAGUAUUCAGAUACCGGUGGGAUUGACAGAACUGCUACAGGGCUACACCGUGGAGGUGCUGCGACAAAGGCCAACAGACCUGGUUGAUUUUGCUGUACAGUACUUCACCCGUUUGCGGGAUUCCAGAAAUCAGGAUGGAUCCGACAUAGCGGUAACAGGGAAAGGAGUGGUGUUUGAUGGGGAGCCCAUGCAGACGGAGUCCAACGGUGAGGAGGAUGAAGAUGACGACUCUGACUUUGAACCUCCACCGCCAAGCAGAUUCAACAGGAGAGUGUCAGUUUGUGCCGAAGCAUUCAACCCAGACGAAGACGAUGAAGACUCUGAGCCCAGAGUGGUUCACCCAAAAACAGACGAACAGCGCUGCAGACUGCAGGAGGCCUGCCGAGACAUCCUGCUCUUCAAAACACUAGAUCAGGAGCAGUUCUCACAGGUACUGGACGCCAUGUUUGAGUUGAAGGUCCAGCCACAGGAGCAUGUCAUCGAUCAGGGGGACGAUGGAGACAACUUUUAUGUCAUAGAGAGGGGUGUGUAUGACAUUGAGGUAUCAGGAAAUUGUGUGGGUCAGUACAACAAUAAGGGCAGUUUUGGAGAGCUGGCCCUCAUGUACAACACGCCACGUGCCGCCACCAUCGUAGCCACCGAGGAGGGCGCACUUUGGGGCUUGGACCGUUCAACGUUUCGAAGACUCAUUGUCAAGAACAAUGCCAAGAAAAGGAGGAUGUAUGAGACUUUCAUCGAGUCCGUGCCGCUGCUGAAAUCGCUGGAGGCAACAGAGAGGAUGAAGAUAGUGGAUGUAUUAGGAAUGAAGCAGUUCUCAGAUGGAGAGCGCAUCAUCACACAGGGAGACAAGGCUGAUUGCUUCUACAUUGUAGAAUCUGGAGAUGUCAAAAUCAUGAUGAAGAGUAAAACGAAGGCAGACCACGCAGACAACAGUGAGGUGGAGAUAGCACGCUGUAGCAGGGGCCAGUACUUCGGGGAGCUGGCCUUGGUCACCAACAAGCCCCGGGCCGCCUCAGCCUACGCAGUAGGAGAUGUCAAAUGUUUGGUAAUAGACGUGCAGGCGUUCGAGCGCCUCCUGGGCUCCUGUAAGGAAAUCAUGAAGAGGAACAUCGCCCACUACGAGGAGCAGCUGGUGGCUCUGUUCGGCUCCAGCAUGGACCUGAGAGACUGAGCCUCCCACACCACCCUCCGUGCCUUCUUUUACAAACACACCAACAAACACGCAAACAGACAAACAAACAAAAACACACAGAUACAAGUUCUCUCCAACAUCAGGAAGUGGUUAGACGGACUCGUAAGCUUUACACCCGGUGCUCGGCUCACCUGCAAGUACAUGAAUCCUCAGUUUUCAAACACUCAGCCCUCUUCUUUUCCUCACACACAAACACAUGCGUUAGGCACUGAGAGACGCACACUCCUAGAUGUGUGCUCACCCUCGAGCACAUCCAAGCUAAACAGAUUCCUUGAUAAGCUGACGUUGGUUAGAUGUACACACACACACACACACUUUCUCUCACACACAUCCUGCUACAGGCCACCCAAGUUGUUGCUUGAGUUAGUUUCAACCUCUCAGUAUGAAUGUCUUACCUGCGGUGACCUUCUGCAGGCAGAGCAGUGUAAGGGCAUGAACUACACACACACUCCAAACAUAUUCAGCAUCGCACCAUGGAGCUUCAUUAGUGCAGGCUCUUUAUUCACAUGAGCACUAGAACAACUCAGACUUGUUCCAAGCCUCAGCCAAGGACACAUCAAAAAUACAGGCGCACACAUGUGGUGACAGGUGUAGAUGCUCAAACACACACACAACACACAUACACACCAUGGAGACAGAAAUCUUUAAAAAAAAAAAAAAAAGAAGCAAAAUCUCUGAAAAGGGAGACGAAUCCAAAAAUGCAAAAAAAAAAAAAAAAAAAAAAGUUUAAAGACAGAUAAGUUUUAGAAACAUUUUAUGAAGAUAAAAACAGAAGCUUUGAUAAAAUAUUAUUUAAAUAAUAAAAAAAAAAGUGUUUCCUCUUUGGGAGGCUGGGGUGCAGAACUUUGUGAGCGCACUCCGUUUUCUUCCUCUGCUGUCGUUGAUUGAGUUGAGUUAGUGCUGGUGAUUGUUGCAGUACCACGGAGGAAGCAGUGAAAACAACAAACCUACACCUUCUGGGUCAUUGUUAUUCUGUCAGACGCCACACUUCAUUGUAUUGAAUUAAUUAUUAAUGUAUUGUUAUUAUAUAUUCAUUUUUUUUUUGUUUGUUUUACGUUGACGAGUUCUGGAUAAAAAUUUCACCAUCCAUCUCUGACAAAAUGUAAAAAGAGAGAAAAAUCUAAUAAACAUAUUAGUGCUUAAUUCUUGAUUAUUCUUGAAUGAGUUGUCCUGGAUUAAAAGAAAAGCUGAAAAAUAAAGUAAACAUUUUGGUAACA